Molecule: messenger RNA, 1536 nt
Organism: Erigeron canadensis
Lineage: Eukaryota; Viridiplantae; Streptophyta; Magnoliopsida; Asterales; Asteraceae
Product: protein starmaker
Exons: 5
Coding region: 126-1133 (335 amino acids)
Biological process (GO): response to abscisic acid
Source: RefSeq, a predicted model, not a curated record
AGUGUGUUAAGUGUUGCUCAUAAGUCAUAACUUUUUUGAUAAUGCCUCAAUGAAAUGUUAUUACUGUAACUCGCUUACUUUCAGACUACCUUGAUACUUAGUAGGUACUGCUGUUGCCGUUUUGGAUGCCCUUGAUACCGGUGUAUAGAAACAAAGAGCCAUGCUUUUGUGAAUUCUUGACAAUGGCUCAACCAGAUGAUACACGAAGAACGACAACCACAGACGCUUUAAAUAUUCCAAGACCCCAAAACUCGUCAGGAUCGAAAAGUUCAAGCACCCAAACUUCCCCGCACAGUUGGCAAGGUGGAUCCUCAAAUCGGUCAUCAAAUUCUUCACCCAAGCCAAGAAAGAGCCAUGAUCAUGACGACCAUGGAAACCACCAUAACAAGAAAUCAGUGUUCACGAAGGUGAAAGAGAAGGCCAGAAAGUUGAAAAAAUCCUUAAGUGGGAGAAGGCGUCGGGAGGAGAAUGAUUUGCAUACUUCGACUCCUCCAAGCAGUUCUGGCCCAGUGGAGGAUGAUGAAAAUGACCACUCCGAAUACUUUGGUUCCCCAUUGUAUGAACCUACAGUGGAUCAACAUUUGACAAAACAGCAGCAUGAAGAAACAAUUGAAGGGUCCUCCGAGAAGCCUGAUAUGUCAAAAGAUGGGCCACCCUCAUUAUGUUCUACUGAUGCAACACCCACAGACCUCACUAUCUCUACUCGUCAAAACACAGAAACUUCAAAUCUAGAUGCUAAAAAACCCGAGAGUACUUUAGAAGAGAAAGAGAACACGAGGAGCAGCUCGCAAUCAGUGAAGGAAUACUUGAUGCAUAAGUUUGAACCAGGAGACGAUGAACGAGCCCUUUCUCAGAAAAUCACGCAGACAAUAAGUCCUAAGUAUGAAAGAAUGAAAGACACUAUGCAGUCGUUAUUAAGAAGCGAAGAACCUUCUGAGUCGACAAGUAAAACUUCAAACUCUGGACUUGAUAUUUCGCCUUCUAGAUCCUCAAUGGAAUCAAACUCCUUGAGCAAUCAUCCUAAUCUGAGCAAUUCAGAUUUUUCUAAUGCUUCAAAUAUAAGCCAGUGCUCAGCAUCGUCUUCUGCUACAGGUGUAAAAGAUGAGAAUUGUCAAAAGGUUCUCCACAGCUAACUGAUACUCUUUGAAGAAAGUUGAGUGUUACCAGUCUUACAUAGUUUUGAAGUGAAGUCAUUAAUCUUCAGUUAAGGUUUUUUUUUUUCUCAAGUAGAUACUACUUUACCGGGUAUUUUUGGUUUUCUUUGAACUAGAAUUGAUUUUUGAUAUAUUUUUGCAUCUGUAAAUGAAACAUAUUGCUAGAACUCCGAUGAUAUCCAGUAGAAUCGUAUGUGAAUUUUGAGCACUUGUGUUCAUAAGGAUACUUUACCUCAGGUACAUGAGCCGCGCUACUUAGUAUAGUUAAGAAGUGACAAAAUGGCGACUAAGUAAAGAUAGUUGUUUCGAGCUACAUGGAGUUUUAAGUGAAUGUUAGACUUUGUUGUAUAUCUAGUACCCGACUUGUUUCUAAUCUUUGAUA